AUGCUACCACACAACACUUGCUCAAUUAUACAAAACGCUUCGCGAGCAGCGAUACCAAAAGUACCGUUGCAAUACACCAACCAAAAUUUCCACUUAUCGAGGCUAUUGCUCGACCAGGGCUUCAUUACAAACGUUACACUCGGUAGUCCUUCUUCUAAUAAUCCUAGUACAUUCCUGCCGACAGAUGAGCAGCACAGACGCAUCUGGAUAGAGCUGAAAUAUAGAUCUAAUAGACCUGUUUUGAACAAUAUGUCAGUAAUUUCUAAACCAUCAAAAAGAGUUUGGAUGGAGAAGGAUGAAGUGAAGAGAUGGGUGAAUGGUGCGAGAAUAAAGGGUGUUAGUGGAUUGAAACUUGGCGAAGUAGGCUAUCUCAAGACCCAUGGAUACGGAUGGCUGGAAGCCAGAGACGCAGCUAGGAGAAACCUCAGCGGGCAAGCUAUGGUACGCUGCUCAUAAAUAUUAUUUUAUACAAAACAACUUUGCAUAAUAUAUUCUA
This is a messenger RNA of Wallemia mellicola CBS 633.66, 496 nucleotides long. RefSeq names its product ribosomal protein S8. Gene Ontology annotation, biological process: translation. The coding region runs from base 1 to 456 and encodes 151 amino acids. Gene Ontology annotation, cellular component: ribosome. The transcript is spliced from 2 exons. The record is from RefSeq and is a predicted model, not a curated record. NCBI's taxonomy places the organism in Eukaryota, Fungi, Basidiomycota, Wallemiomycetes, Wallemiales, Wallemiaceae. Gene Ontology annotation, molecular function: structural constituent of ribosome.